This is a messenger RNA of Grammomys surdaster, 2400 nucleotides long. RefSeq names its product gliomedin (gene Gldn). Gene Ontology annotation, cellular component: cell surface. The transcript has 10 exons. Lineage: Eukaryota; Metazoa; Chordata; Mammalia; Rodentia; Muridae. The record is from RefSeq and is a predicted model, not a curated record. Gene Ontology annotation, biological process: signal transduction. The coding region runs from base 174 to 1826 and encodes 550 amino acids.
GGGCUUCUGGGGCGCCACCACUACUGUCCCCAACCCGCUUCGCCAGACGGGUCUAAAACACAGCUUGACUCACGGCUCUGCCACCAGCCCACGGCUCCUGCGAAGUUAUAAAACCUGCCACUGCGGGAGGAGGCACAGUGCUGCCCUGAGUCGUCCGGCCUGAGCACGCAGACAUGACCCGAGCCGCAGCAGAGCGAGGCCAAGGGGCUACAGGCUGGGGGCUGCGUGGCGCCCUGGUGGCCGUAGCGCUGCUGUCUGCGCUGAACGCCGCGGCCACCGUGUUCGUGCUGUGCCAGUGGCGCGGGCUGAGCGCGGCGCUGCGGGCGCUGGAGGCGCAACGCGGCCGGGAGCAGCGCGAGGACGGCGCCCUACGCGCCUUUCUGGCCGAAUUGAGCCUUGCGCCGGCCCGGGUCCCCGAAUCAUCCCAGGACCCCAUGAGCGCGGCGCGCAACAAGCGCAGCCACAGCGGCGAGCCUGCAUCACACAUCCGUGCUGAGAGCCAGGACAUGAUGAUGAUGAUGACCUACUCCAUGGUGCCGAUUCGGGUGAUGAUAGACCUGUGUAACAGCACCCAGGGCAUCUGCCUUACAGGACCACCUGGCCCACCAGGACCUCCAGGAGCUGGUGGGUUACCAGGCCACAAUGGAUCAGACGGACAACCUGGUGUCCAGGGUCCAAAGGGAGAAAAAGGAACAAUUGGGAAGAGAGGAAAAAUGGGGUUACCUGGAGCCACAGGAAAUCCAGGGGAAAAGGGAGAGAAGGGAGAUGCUGGUGAACUGGGCUUACCUGGAAAUGAGGGCCCACCAGGGCCGAAAGGUGACAAGGGAGACAAAGGAGACGUGUCCAAUGAUGUGCUUUUGACAGGUGCCAAAGGUGACCAAGGUCCCCCUGGCCCACCUGGCCCCCCAGGGCCCCCAGGCCCUCCUGGAAGCAGAAGGUCCAAAGGCCCUCGACAGCCAAACGUGUUCAACAGCCAGUGUCCAGGGGAGACGUGUGUCAUACCCAAUGAUGAUACCUUGGUGGGAAGAGCUGACGAGAAAGUUAAUGAGUCCCAUUCUCCACAGACAGAAUCCAUGAUCACUUCCAUUGGCAACCCAGCCCAAGUCCUAAAAGUGAGAGAGACUUUUGGGACUUGGAUAAGAGAGUCUGCUAACAAAAGUGAUGACCGCAUUUGGGUGACUGAACAUUUUUCAGGCAUCAUGGUGAAGGAGUUCAAAGACCUGCCGGCACUCCUCAAUGGCAGCUUCACCCUCCUCCACCUCCCACAUUAUUUUCAUGGCUGUGGGCACGCUGUCUACAACAACUCUCUCUACUACCACAAAGGAGGCUCCAACACCAUUGUGAGAUUUGAAUUUGGGAAAGAGACAUCUCAAACUCUGAAGCUUGAAAAUGCUUUGUAUUUUGAUCGAAAAUACCUCUUUGCAAAUUCCAAGACUUACUUCAACAUAGCAGUGGAUGAGAAGGGCCUCUGGAUUAUCUACGCUUCGAGUGUGGAUGGCUCAAGCAUCCUCGUAGCCCGGCUGGAUGAGAGGACAUUCUCUGUGCUGCAGCACAUCAAUACCACAUACCCCAAAUCCAAGGCUGGCAACGCCUUCAUAGCUCAAGGAAUCCUCUAUGUCACAGACACCAAAGACACGAGGAUCACGUUUGCCUUUGAUUUGUUAAGCGGAAAACAGAUCAAUGCAAACUUUGAUUUCAGAAUGUCACAGUCUGUUCUUGCCAUGCUAUCGUACAACAUGAGAGACCAGCAUUUAUACUCAUGGGAAGAUGGCCAUCUGAUGCUUUAUCCUGUGCAGUUUCUGUCAGCAGCAUUAAGCCAGCGAUAGGCUUGCUGUCUGCUCCCUCAUUAUACUCCACAUGCUUUCUAGGGUUUGUUCAAGCCCAACAGAAAGCUAGCCUGUAAAGGAUACCCAGAUACUCGGAGCAUAAGCCCGAGCCACAGGCUCUUGUGCAAGCAGCGAGUCCUCUUUCAGCCAGGUUGCUUAAAUAGUUAGAGAUUGGAAGUAGGAAUGGAUGAGAUCCUGUGACCCUUAAUCCCUCCUCAGACUCAGCAAGUUAGCUCUCCCCCGUGACGUUAGUGUCCCCAUCGGCAAUAUGAGACAUCUGAGUAUGACUGACAACAUUUCCUCUGCCUAUAUGAAGUUCUGUGAUUCUUGCCUGAUCAUAUAUUAGAUUGCUUUCUGGUUUCUUAUUUUUUUUCUCCACAUGUAAAUGAGUUUACCUGCAGCUUGAGGGGUGCGCCUAUCAGUGAUGACAUACACUUAUUAGGUACUUAGGGAAGGUGCACUGGCUCUUAUGGCUUCUAAGGUAUUAUAUUAUCCAUUAUUUGUUAUUUUUCUCUGAAUACACACCAGCCACUACAGAACGAUUCUAAUUUUCAGCUCCUAAAGACAAAUCCAA